AUGGAUGUUAUCUCUUUAGACUCGGUAGUUCUUGAACAGCUCCACGGAGAGCAGAAGGCUCUCCUCGAUGCUAUUGAUGACCUUCGUAAACACGGCAUUGAUCGUUUCGUCGAUCUUCCCCAGAUAAUUGUCGUUGGAGAUCAAUCGUCAGGAAAAAGCUCCGUUCUUGAAGCCAUCUCUAGGGUACGCUUCCCUGUCAAAGAUGGACUGUGUACAAGAUUCGCAACGGAACUUGUUCUUCGUACCGACAGUCAAACUAAGGUCGAUGUACGCGUUCUACCAUAUUCGAUUUUCAAUAAAUCUACGCCUCCAUUUGAUGAGAAAUCUUUUAGUAAAGAUGAUCUACCUCGUAUUGUGGAAGAAGCCAAGAAGAAAAUUCUCGAGAAUGAUGCUAGCUUCUCCGAGGACGUUCUUAGAAUCGAGAUAAGGAGUCCCGAUGUCCCACACUUGACACUAGUUGAUCUUCCCGGCUUCUACCACUCGGAAGAUGAGAAUCAGUCGGCUGCUGGCCGAAAGAUUGUGGACCGCCUGGUGGAGAGGUACAUGGCUCGCAAGAACAGUAUUAUUCUAGCUGUUAUCUCGGCGCGCAAUCAGAUCAUACUACAGAAGGUACUAUCCAAAGUCAAGCUUCACGACAAGCUCAAGGAACGGACUAUUGGAAUUAUUACAAAGCCAGAUGUUCUUACUCCUGACACCCAGGACGAGAAUAAUUUUAUUCGAUUGGCUAAAAACCUUGAUAAAUCGCAUGAGCUAUAUUUGGGGUGGCACGUUCUUCGUAAUAGAGGCGAAAUGGAAGCUUCGGAUACUGAUGAGCAGAGAGACGAGAAAGAAACGAAGUUUUUUGAAUUAGGCCUAUGGUCCAGUGUGCCCUCGAAGAAUCGAGGCGUGGCAGCUCUUCGGAAGAAGCUGAGCGGUAUUCUCCUGCAACAUAUCAAGAAUAAUCUUCAAGGUCUCAUUGAGAGUAUUGAGAAAAAUAUUAAUAGUCGCAAGACUCAACUCGAACGUCUAGGAGAGUCAAGGUCAACUCCAAAAGAGCUACGGACACACCUAGAUAAAAUUGCCUCCAAGUUCCAGAUUCUGUGUCUACAUGCCGUGGAAGGGAAUUACACUGAUGAGUUUUUCGGGGGUCUCUAUCCUGCGUUCGACCACCCAUCCGCAGUUGAUAACAGCAGAGUCAGAAAGUUCCGAGCACUUGUACGCGAUUUAAAUCGGACAUUCGCUUACAUUUUAGAAACUAAAGGUUCAAGACGCAUCAUUCUCCCUAAGAGCUCGAAUGGCAUUGGUAAUAUUUCACACACUAUUGGGCAAUCUGAGGAAUUUGCGAAGAAAUUGAUCUUACCGACGUUCCUUCAGCCACUAGCUAAUCAAUACAAGUUCAAGGAUCCAGAAAAGAUCACGUUCGAAAAGAUUUCAUAUGAUCUAGAGUCACUUUCGUCGGCCAACCAGGGCAAUGAGUUCCCUGGUACCUCAAACGACCGCUUAGCCGUGAAGCUUUUCCAGGACCAGUCUCAACCUUGGGAGGAAAUUGCACGUUGUCACCUACGGCUCGUGCUAGAUAUGGCCAAAGAAUUCGUUGAGAAGCUCGUGGGACAUAUUAUAAAUCCAGACAAAAAGACUUGCUCAGCGAUUCUCACGGAAAUUGUAGAUCCAUUCUUCGAAGAAAAGUCUGGUGUACUCGAAUCUAAACUUCAGGAGCUUCUCUGUCACUACAAAAGCGGCUAUCCGCAACCUCUUGAUGCCGAGUUUAGGGUUCUUCUUGCGCAGAGACGUCAGAAAAAUGUCGGAAUUAAUAUCCUCCAAGACUUGAUGGCAAGUCGACCCGAGUUCUUCACGGAAGAGGCGCGUAAGGACCUUGAGAGAGUAAAAUGGUCCAAACCUGUGAGCGAGUUUGGGGUGGACAACUUGAUCGAAAAAUCUGAAACCUAUUACGAGAUGUCGCUUCGGACCUUCACCGAUAAUGUAGUCGUCUUAGCUGUCGAGAACUGCCUCAUGAGAGAUCUCCCUUCAAUAUUUACCACAACUAGAGUUAAUGGGAUGGAAGAUAAUGAACUUGAGCGGCUUGCAUCAGAGUCACCAGAAGUUCAAACGGAGCGCAAGGAGUUGCAGGCGGAAUAUGAUGCUCUUAAGAAGGGAUUGCAGAUCUGCAACAAAUUUAAGGAGCGGAAAUCAACUCGUAAUUAUUCGAACCCUUACAAUAUUAGAUUUAAACACUAA
This is a messenger RNA of Daldinia childiae, 2214 nucleotides long. RefSeq names its product Interferon-induced GTP-binding protein Mx. Gene Ontology annotation, cellular component: cytoplasm; membrane; microtubule. NCBI's taxonomy places the organism in Eukaryota, Fungi, Ascomycota, Sordariomycetes, Xylariales, Hypoxylaceae. The record is from RefSeq and is a predicted model, not a curated record. Bases 1 to 2214 code for a protein of 737 amino acids. Gene Ontology annotation, molecular function: GTPase activity; GTP binding; microtubule binding. The transcript has 2 exons.